AUGCUAUUAUUCAUUUUGGUCACCACAGGUGUUUGGACUUCCCUUCAAGCAGCUCUUACUGAAUUCAGUGGUUUUCACUGCAUGAUGCGUCACUCAAUGCGAAUGAAUCGGAUAGUGCACGGUAAACCGCAGGAAACGUCGCCACCAUUCGAAUUUCACUUUAUGGAUGCCAAAGGACGUGAAGCACGGUACUAUGAGCCAGGAAAGAUUUAUACCAUUCGUCUGAUUGGCUUUGCACAUUUUCGUGGCUUACUGCUGCAAGGGCGGCUAGCGAACGAAAAUGGUUUUUUGCUCGGGUCUUUGAAAGGGGGCCGUUUCAUCGAGAAUGAAAGCUGGGAGACAUUCGGGAUUCGGAUUCAGAACUGCGAUCCGCAUGGUUCAGGUUUGCAGGAUUCAGUGACGCAUAGCGAUGAUUCGCAGAAAUUCAUUGUACAACUGGAAUGGACUACUGACAAAGAUAUUGGUGCCGUCCAAUUCAUGUUAACGAUCGCUGAGGAAGAUAAAAUUUAUUGGGAGAGGUGGCAACCGGAAAGUGGCUUCAUCAUUCCUAUCACUUGGAAGAGAAAGCAAAUCAAUCUUAUCGAUGAUAAGAAAGUGGCUGUAAAACUUUCUGCUAAGAAGGGAAAACCUGUUGAAUCUCCGAAGAACAGCCAUCACUACAAACGAGUUGUGUCCGCUGCGGAAAAUACUGGAAAUUUUACAAUUAUCGACGGAAAAGCCAGUAGUAUUCAAUACACAAUCUAUGAAAAGCAUAUGCUUCAAAGACCGUCGAUUCCGGAAACAUUACGAGAUUUGGCUUAUCGUCAUGAAAAUGAAGUUGAAGAAGAAAUAAACGAGAAAGAGCCAUCAACUCAUAUACCGUUCACUGCUCCCUUAGAGGAAUCUGGUAAUCCCACACCGACAAGAUUUCCGUUGACCCGCACCUCUGUAUCGUGGAAGCCACAGACUGAAAAGUUGGAUGGGUUUGAACAUGUUUAUGAGGGUCGCUUCCCGAAAAUCUUUAUGGGAAAUGUACCGACCAAAACAAAACUGAAAAUGACGACAAUUACAGGAAUGGAUAAAUGCAUCGAGAACCCGUGCGAAAACGGCGGGCGAUGUCGUUUGGACACUGGCGCGGAAGUGGGCUUUACUUGCUCCUGCAAGGAAGGAUGGACUGGUCCACUGUGCCAAACGAAAGAUCAUUGUGUCGGACAUAGCUGCGUAUCGGGGAAAUGUGUCAACAUGAAGGACUCUUAUCAGUGCGUCUGUUGGAAGGACUACGCCGGCAAAUUCUGCACACGAAAAUGUGAUCCUAACCUGUGCAGGAGAAAUGGCACUUGUGUGGAAAAGAGUAGCGGUGAGCUGGGCUGUAAAUGUCCACCCGGCGCUUCUGGAAGAUACUGUGAACGCGAAAUCAAUGAAUGCAACUUUCGACGCUGUAAAAACGGUGCGAAAUGCACUGAUAAAUGGAACGAUUAUUCCUGUAUCUGCCGGCCAGGAUGGAUGGGGAAAGACUGCGAUCGGCCUUGUCAAGAUAUUUACGGCAGUUGCGAUCAGUGGAAGCAGCAGGGUCAAUGUGAGCAGAUGCGUGAUCAUACGCGAUUUUUCGAUGACAAUUGCGCUGCAUCUUGUGGGCAGUGCACUUAUUCCAACGAGACUGUGAAAACGACAAAACCGCUUGCUCCAAUUUUACUUCCACUAUCUUGGAUGAUUGGCAUAUGGAAGGCUGAAGUAAAUGGUACACGUUCACGUACUAUAGACUACGUGACAGAUUUCGAAGGAAUAUCUUACACGGAAAUUCUUACAAUUACUGUCGCUGAUGUAUUGGUAUUUGGCAAGCCGAGCAUCAAUUUCACAUCGAUAGCAAUAAACAGGAAUGACAGUACUGAUCAGCACAUACACUACGGUUUCUUUACAAUUAGUCCGAAUCCGGAAGGCAAACCUCUGGUGGCACUUAUCACAGCAAGUAAUCUCGGUCAGAUAAUGAUAGAAGAAGGUGAAUUACGUUCGAACAGUAUUCAGCUUACUCCAGUGUAUCGCUCUGUGCUAUCAUAUACAGCCAACAGUUUACCGCUGGAGUUACAUCGAACAUUUUCGAGAACUGACAAAAGGUUAGUGCAAAGUUUGACGAAGAAAGAUUUGGACGGUAGAAAUCGAAGUAUCAGCAAGCGAUACGACAAAAUAGUCAAUAUUGAAUACCUGUGA
Messenger RNA from Brugia malayi, 2184 nucleotides. Its product is annotated as EGF-like domain containing protein. Gene Ontology annotation, molecular function: calcium ion binding. The transcript is spliced from 15 exons. The record is from RefSeq and is a predicted model, not a curated record. Bases 1 to 2184 code for a protein of 727 amino acids. NCBI's taxonomy places the organism in Eukaryota, Metazoa, Nematoda, Chromadorea, Rhabditida, Onchocercidae.